Chelonus insularis is the source of this 1254-nucleotide messenger RNA. RefSeq names its product ubinuclein-1-like. Lineage: Eukaryota; Metazoa; Arthropoda; Insecta; Hymenoptera; Braconidae. Gene Ontology annotation, biological process: chromatin organization. The record is from RefSeq and is a predicted model, not a curated record. The coding region runs from base 1 to 1254 and encodes 417 amino acids. The transcript has 8 exons. Gene Ontology annotation, cellular component: nucleus.
AUGGAGUUAGCGAAACCGGAUAAGAUUUACUUGGAGAAAAAGAAAGCUAAGGAGUUGAAAAAUCUCAGUGAAAAUGUUUCGAAUGGAUUGGAUCCUUUCGAUGAUAAUGAUGAUGCCAAAUUAAAAGAAGUAGCUCGAAAAUUUGAAGCUAAAUAUGGACCAACUCAAAUGACCGGAAAGAAAAAGAAAAAAUAUGACGAAGUUGAUCUUGGAGCAGGAUAUGAUGAGAAUGAUCCCUUUAUAGAUAAUACAGACGCGUAUGAUGAAGUUGUUCCUGAAGGAGUAAAUACUGCUUACGGAGGUUUUUAUAUUAACAGUGGACCUUUAGAAUUUAGUGUCAAAGAAACAAAUCAAAGCGAAAGUAGUGAUGAUGAUGAAGAAGAUAGUCCAGAUUCUAAACGAAGAGAAAGAGAUCUUGACACAUCAGAUGAUGAUGAUACUGAAGAAGUUCUCAACGGACCAAUAACCAAGAAAUUAAAAUUAGAUGAUAACUGUGAAAAGAAAUCUGUUUAUGAUAAUGGGGUAAAACGGAAGAAAAAAAAUCAUGAUCAUUCACAUGGUGAUAACUCAAUUAGGCAAAAAAAUGACAGUAUGGAAGUAGACAAUAGUUUUAUAGAAAAUCAAGAAGAGAGAAAGAGGCUGCAAUGUGAUGCAUCUAGAUCAAAAGAAAAAAAAUUAGCGAAAAAAAAUAUUACAAAUGGCACUGAAGAAAAGAAGGUUGAAUCAAAAAAAUGUUCCGGUAAAGAUAAUAAUAUAGAUGAUGCUAUUGAAAGUGUUGUGAAUGAUGGUAAACUUGAUGAUGAAUCUAGCCGAGACACAAUAGAUUCUGGUAAAUCACGAUGCACAGCUGGGACAUCAUCGGAAUGUGAAGAUGCUGAAAAAAUUGAUAUUCGUUUACCAGAUAAUCUUCCAGAAGAUGUAAAAGAAAUUAUUACAAAGCUUAAAAAGCAUGCUGAAAAUAGUAAAGAAGGAAAAAUAAAAUUUUUUGGUACUUCUGUUAAUGAUACAUUGUUAAGCUUAGAAAAAAAAUUACGCGCUACAGAGUCAUCAACAAUAAGGUCGCAGGUUUACGGCCACUUAGCGCAUUUCUUAUCUUGUAGUAAAAUUACGCUAGUAAGUCGUGCUAGAAAGCUUUGUCUUCAAGAUGCUGAAACAAGAGUUAAAGAACCUGUUCAAAGGUUAAAAACGAUAAUAGAUCGAAUCGUAUCGUCGCAAAGGGAUGAAGAAAAUAAGAAAAUAGCCGAUGAAAAGUGA